AUGCCAUCCGUGAAUUCUGCCCUAGGACUCCAGUCCUUUCCGCCCAUCAAAGGCAUUCAAUGGUUCAACGUCUCUAUCCUCAUCUUUACCCCAGCCUUGUCACUUUAUGGCUUCUUUACUACUCCUUUCCUCAAACCGACAGCUAUCUUUACAGUAACACUCUACUUCGUAACCAUGCUAGGUGUGACCGCUGGCUACCACCGCUUAUGGUCCCAUCGCGCGUAUAAGGCGUCGAGGCCUCUUCAAAUGUUACUUAUGCUUGCAGGUUCUUCCGCCGUGCAAGGUUCUAUAUACUGGUGGGCUCGACGGCACCGGUCGCACCAUCGUCACACGGAUACAGAUAAGGAUCCGUACAACGCACAGCGCGGCCUACUAUGGUCACAUGUUGGAUGGAUGGUGUUCCGAACAGACAUCCGCCCGGGGUCUGCCGAUAUCUCCGAUCUGGCGAGGGACACGCUCGUGCAGUGGCAGCACCGACACUACUUUCCAGUCGCGCUGACGACUGGCUAUGUACUCCCGACGGUCAUUGCGGGUCUGUGCUGGGGGGAUUGGUUAGGUGGACUCUAUUUCGCGGGUGCGCUGCGUAUGACUAUUUGCCACCAUAGCGUGUUCUGCAUCAACUCGGUCGCGCACUACCUUGGGGACACGCCAUACGAUGACAAGCACUCACCACGGGACCACCUCGUAUCCGCGAUUCUCACGCUCGGCGAGGGGUACCAUAACUUCCACCACCAGUUCCCAAUGGAUUAUCGCAACGCUUUCCGGUGGUAUCAAUAUGACCCGACUAAGUGGUUUAUCGCUAUGUGUCAAUUUGUAGGGCUUGCGACGCACUUGCGCACGUUCCCAACGAAUGAGAUUCGGAAGGGCUACUUCACGAUGCGCCUGAAGGAGCUCAAGUCGAUGCAGGACAUGCUUCGAUGGCCCGUUUCUGCACGGGAGCUGCCGGUUAUCCCUUGGGACUCGUUGCAAGAAGAAUCUCGGAAGCGUACUCUUAUCCUUGUCUCAGGAUAUAUACACGACGCGACGGCAUUUAUCGAAGACCAUCCUGGUGGAGCUAGGUUAAUAUCUGAGAACACAGGGAAGGACAUGACCGCAGCCUUUUUUGGUGGAGUAUACGAGCAUUCUAAUGCGGCACAUAAUUUACUCGCCAUGAUGCGGGUCGGGAUCCUAGCAGGCGGCGUCGAGUGCCUGGGAGAGCAGCAUAUUCCAGCCUCGCAAGCACUUUACAUCACACGCACAACACCCAGUAGCGAUAUACCAUCUUAUCAUCUCGCGAGCCCUUGA
Postia placenta MAD-698-R-SB12 is the source of this 1284-nucleotide messenger RNA. RefSeq lists its product as hypothetical. Gene Ontology annotation, biological process: unsaturated fatty acid biosynthetic process. Gene Ontology annotation, molecular function: stearoyl-CoA 9-desaturase activity; iron ion binding; heme binding. Bases 1 to 1284 code for a protein of 427 amino acids. The transcript is spliced from 6 exons. The record is from RefSeq and is a predicted model, not a curated record. Gene Ontology annotation, cellular component: endoplasmic reticulum membrane. NCBI's taxonomy places the organism in Eukaryota, Fungi, Basidiomycota, Agaricomycetes, Polyporales, Adustoporiaceae.